GAACAGAUCAUCAAAAAGUUUGGUAAGCUGGCCGAUAAUGAUGAUAUAGUAAAGCUAUGUCAAAGUAUUAUUCAACUAUUCAAUUUUGAUGUUGAACAGUUAUUUAUUAAUUGGGAAUCCGAAUUUCAUAAAUCUACUGCUAAUAUUCCACUUAAUUCAGUCAACUUGGGGAAAUUGCAAGACUAUAUUAUAAAAAAGAUAGAAAAAAAUUCAGAAAAUAAAAAAAAAUUGCUAAAUAAUUCUGUCAAGAAAUCAAUGAUCAGAUCAAAUUUGAACAUAAACUUGAACCGAAACAGAAAUAAAAAUAAAUCACAAACAUCAAAUCAGUUUUUUAAUUCAUCUCAAAAACUUGAGCAAUCAAUUGACUCCACUUCAACUUCUGCCUAUACCUCUGGUAAAAUAAUCCAAUCUUUAAAUUCUCACAUACUUCCUUCAAGUGGAUUUGAUCACAAAUCUUUCAAUCCAGAAGUAGACUUAAAUCCAAUUAAAAUAACAGCAAACUUUAAUCAAAAAAAAUAUAACUUUAGGUCAAUGAGAAUUAAAUUGUUGGAAUCAGCAGAUUACUUGGAUGAACAAAUUGAUAUUUUCACUCGAUUGAUAUUAAAUCAUUACAAUUUCUCCAAAGAUCAGUUUGGAAAUCCAACAAUUUCUUCUCAAGAUGAAAUUAUAACCGUUGGCAGAAUAGUUUCUGAUUCCCCAAUAUCAGAUUUUGACACAAUUUUAAAUUCAAACUCUUUAAGCUUAGAAACCUCAAGAAUUUCUGGUAUUGGUAACAGAAUUUCAUUGAAUUUAUCAAAUUUAAACAGCUAUUCUUUCUUUCCUGGUCAAAUUGUAGCCUUUAAAGGAAAAAAUAUCAGUGGUCAAUCAUUUAUCGUUAACGAAGUUGUUGAAUUACCAUUACUAGGUGCUCCAGUUUCCUCCAAAGAUGAAUUAGAUGAGUAUACAAUUAAUUUAAAAAGUAAUAAACUAAAGAUAGUGGUCAUCUCCGGCCCUUAUACAACAAAUAAUAAUUUAAGUUUUGAGAAUUUGAGAAACAUAGUUGAUAGAAUUAAUAAUCAAAUAAAACCUCAUUUGGUUAUACUAUUUGGUCCAUUUAUUGAUAUAACACAUUCAAAAAUUUAUGACGGCUCAAUUUCCAAUGAUAAUUCUAAUAAUCCAAAAAUCGCUUUUAAACAAAAACCAAGAACCCUAGAUGAAGUUUUCAAGUUUAUAAUCACUCCAAUAUUAAAAGAAAUUAAUAAUAAAAUUCAGGUAGUUUUAAUUCCUUCAUUGAAAGACGCAACAUCUAAUCAUCCAUCUUAUCCGCAAACCAACUUUGACAGAAAAUUCUUGAACUUGCCAAAAAAUUUCAAAUGCUUUCCAAACCCUUCAUCAUUUCAAAUAAACGAAAUCAAUGUUGGUGUUUCAAACAACGACGUUUAUAAGGACUUUAAAGAUGUUUGUAAAGGUGAUUUAUCAAAAGAAAAUCGAUUUGAUAGAAUUUCAAACCAUCUUUUAGAACAACGCAAAUACUAUCCAUUGUUUCCAGGGGGGUUAAAAACAAAGAAAACGAUCAAAAAUCAGCCAAUUGAAAGAGAAAAUGAUAUUAAAAGUUUGCCUGCUGCUGAAAAUUCAGAACAUAUCUCUGGCUCAGAUUUAGAUUUGCCAUAUAUGGGACUAUCAGAGUUUUCAGAAGUAAUACCAGAUAUAAUAAUAAUACCAUCUGAACUAAAUUCAUUUGCAAGAGUUGUAAAAAAUGUAAUCUUUGUUAAUCCAGGCUCAUUAAUGAAAAACAAUCACACUGGAAACUAUGCAGUUUUGUCAAUUGAUCCUCCAGACCCAGAUUCCGGUGGGGUUACAAAGAUUGAAGAUGAUGGCGAUGAUGAUGAAUUGUAUAUACACAAUGUUUGGAAAAGAACCAGAGUAGAUAUAAUAAAAACGUAA
Messenger RNA from Ascoidea rubescens DSM 1968, 1923 nucleotides. It is a transcript of the gene POL12, whose product is annotated as DNA-directed DNA polymerase alpha subunit POL12. Gene Ontology annotation, cellular component: alpha DNA polymerase:primase complex. Gene Ontology annotation, biological process: DNA replication; DNA replication initiation. The transcript is spliced from 3 exons. The annotation marks the transcript as partial. Lineage: Eukaryota; Fungi; Ascomycota; Saccharomycetes; Ascoideales; Ascoideaceae. The record is from RefSeq and is a predicted model, not a curated record. Gene Ontology annotation, molecular function: DNA binding.